AACAGUCCGGUAGAGAUGGUGUCUGGCUGGUUUCGGAUACGCAUGCGGGCGCUAUGGUGGAGCACUCGGCGGAUAGCGUAUGUACCUAGGCAGUGAUGAUCGUAUCGAACCCUGGGCCACAGCUGGGAGCCACCACCCACAGAUUCAUCCUACCUAAGUACAACCCGUCACUUCCCUUUCUAAGGUUGCCCGUAUGGCUUUUCGAAUUGAGACGUGAGAUUUUCGGCUGCCCCAUGAGUCUCUGCUUGAUCCUUUCGAAUGAGGCUUUGGUUGAUCAUCUGUCAUACCGUAUUCCCUCAUUGCUGCAGAUAUUCGAUCAUCGGCUUGGGCCGCCUCGUUCCGGCCACGCUGCGGCCACGCUGCGGCCACGCUGCUCGCUUCCGUGCUAUUUGUGUGGUUCCUAGGUUCACGGACACACUGAAACAUGGGUGAGCCGUAGAUGGUAUACGCUUCCUCGUCAGCAACUCCUUAGGGCUUGACAUAUCAUCUUCCGUAUUGCAAUCAACAUUAUACCGCGGUGCAUUACUAAAUCCACGUGUUUAGAGGGUUCUUGAGCCUUGCCUUUUGACUUCUUGAGGGAACGUCCUGGGCCGAUGACUA
Molecule: messenger RNA, 600 nt
Organism: Paraphaeosphaeria sporulosa
Lineage: Eukaryota; Fungi; Ascomycota; Dothideomycetes; Pleosporales; Didymosphaeriaceae
Exons: 1
Coding region: 96-404 (102 amino acids)
Source: RefSeq, a predicted model, not a curated record